AAAGCUGGACGUGGAUGAGUCCAAGGUGCCCAGCCAUGGACCCGAGCAGUGGGUGUCACCACCAACCUCCUCCUCAGCCGUGUUUGAUUUCUUGUUUUUGAAGUAGCAAGUAUCCUUUGUGUGCCUGGAUCUGGAUGCAAAGGACAGAGGGACUAGCAACACGUUCGGGGAUUUUUCCCAGCAGACCUGUUUCCCCUUCAUCUUGUCACCAGGCAAUGUCAUGACCUUGACCAGUUCCCUGCCCUCUGUGGGCCUCGGAAUUCCCCUUUGAGACCUCAGGAUAGCGUGGAAGCUUCUCUUGGAGUCCCCACACACGGAGCUGCCCUCUGAUCAUGGAGAUCUGGUAUUGAGGGCCCUGGUGUGCGUAAGGCCUGGAGGCUGGACCGUGAGGGGAGACCUGGGGAGCAGAUGAGUGUGGUGCAAAAGGCAUGUGAAGGGCUGUCACUGGAUGUGAGUGAGUUGGGAACACCAGGCUGCCCGAAGAGGAUCAGAAGGGCCAGCUUUACCAGACAAGCAAUCGUGCCCUCAGGAAAAUCUCUCUGCUUGUCAAAACCUCAGUUUUGCCACUGCAAAAUGGGGGCAAUAAACAUCACUGACCUCACAGGGAUGAAUAAGUACUGAGGACUCAGUGGCUUUGCUUCCACAUAGCAGGGCUGCUGGGGCCUCCUCCUUCUCCUGACGCUCACAGCAGCCUCCAGUCCUGGUCCACUGGGAGAGGCCUUGGCAGGAGGAAGAGGAGGCCUGUUGGUGUCAGACCGAUGCUGCAAGGGGUGUGAGGACAGGAGCCAUCGUCCAUCACUGAGCUGCCAGACCUGAAAAGGAUGGAGCUGGAGUGAGGUGGAGGGGCCGCCAGCUGCUGACCAGCGUGUGAGACACUGGUGGCUCGCGGAUCACUAAGGCUGGACAACGUUCAUGGCUCUCGGGUAGAUCCCAGUGAAACGGCCAGAAUGAAUUCUAUGGACAGGCAUAUCCAGCAGACCAAUGACCGACUGCAGUGCAUCAAGCAGCACUUACAGAAUCCUGCCAACUUCCACAAUGCUGCCACGGAGCUGCUGGACUGGUGUGGAGACCCGAGAGCCUUCCAGCGGCCCUUCGAGCAGAGCCUGAUGGGCUGUUUGACGGUGGUCAGUCGAGUGGCAGCCCAGCAAGGGUUCGACCUGGACCUCGGCUACAGACUGCUGGCUGUGUGUGCUGCGAACCGAGACAAGUUCACUCCAAAGUCUGCCGCCCUGCUGUCCUCCUGGUGUGAGGAGCUCGGCCGUCUGCUGCUGCUUCGACACCAGAAGAGCCGCCAGAGCGACCCCCCUGGGAAACUCCCCAUGCAGCCCCCCCUCAACUCCAUGAGCUCCAUGAAACCCACUCUGUCGCACAGUGAUGGGUCGUUCCCUUAUGACUCUGUCCCUUGGCAGCAGAACACCAACCAGCCUCCCGGCUCCCUCUCCGUGGUCACCACGGUUUGGGGAGUGACCAACACAUCCCAGAGCCAGGUUCUCGGGAACCCUAUGGCCAAUGCCAACAACCCCAUGAAUCCAGGCGGCAACCCUAUGGCGUCGGGCAUGACCACCAGCAACCCCGGCCUCAACUCCCCACAGUUUGCUGGGCAGCAGCAGCAGUUCCCGGCCAAGGCUGGCCCGGCCCAGCCCUACAUCCAGCAGAGCAUGUACGGCCGGCCCAACUACCCUGGCAGUGGGGGCUUUGGGGCCAGUUACCCUGGGGGUCCUAACGCCCCUGCGGGCAUGGGCAUCCCUCCACACACCAGGCCACCCGCUGACUUCACUCAGCCCGCGGCUGCCGCAGCAGCAGCAGCAGUGGCAGCAGCAGCAGCCACGGCCACAGCCACGGCCACGGCCACCGUGGCAGCCUUGCAGGAAACGCAGAACAAGGAUAUAAACCAGUAUGGACCGGUCUGUUCCUCUUUCCAGAUGGGUCCCACCCAGGCGUAUAACAGCCAAUUCAUGAACCAACCCGGGCCACGGGGGCCUGCCUCCAUGGGGGGCAGCAUGAACCCCGCAAGCAUGGCGGCUGGGAUGACACCCUCGGGGAUGAGCGGCCCUCCCAUGGGCAUGAACCAGCCCCGGCCACCUGGCAUCAGCCCCUUUGGCACACAUGGGCAGCGGAUGCCCCAGCAGACCUACCCAGGCCCCCGGCCCCAGUCCCUCCCCAUUCAGAGCAUAAAGAGGCCAUACCCAGGAGAGCCCAACUAUGGAAACCAGCAAUAUGGACCAAACAGCCAGUUCCCCACCCAGCCAGGCCAGUACCCCACUCCCAACCCCCCAAGGCCGCUCACCUCUCCCAACUACCCAGGGCAAAGGAUGCCAAGCCAGCCCAGCACCGGGCAGUACCCGCCCCCCACGGUCAACAUGGGGCAGUAUUACAAGCCAGAACAGUUUAAUGGACAAAAUAACACCUUCUCUGGAAGCAGCUACAGUAACUACAGCCAAGGGAAUGUCAAUAGGCCCCCCAGGCCGGUUCCUGUGGCAAAUUAUCCCCACUCGCCUGUUCCAGGGAACCCCACACCCCCCAUGACCCCAGGGAGCAGCAUCCCUCCCUACCUGUCCCCCAGCCAAGAUGUCAAACCACCCUUUCCACCUGACAUCAAGCCAAAUAUGAGCGCUCUGCCACCACCCCCAGCCAACCACAAUGACGAGCUCCGGCUCACGUUCCCCGUGCGGGACGGCGUGGUGCUGGAGCCCUUCCGCCUGGAGCACAACCUGGCCGUCAGCAACCAUGUGUUUCACCUGCGGCCCACAGUCCACCAGACACUGAUGUGGAGGUCUGACCUGGAGCUUCAGUUCAAGUGCUACCACCACGAGGACCGGCAGAUGAACACCAACUGGCCCGCCUCGGUGCAGGUCAGCGUCAACGCCACACCCCUCACCAUUGAGCGCGGUGACAACAAGACCUCCCACAAGCCCCUGCACCUCAAGCACGUGUGCCAGCCGGGCCGAAACACCAUCCAGAUCACUGUCACAGCCUGCUGCUGCUCCCACCUCUUCGUGCUACAGCUGGUACACCGGCCAUCCGUCCGCUCCGUGCUGCAAGGCCUCCUCAAGAAGCGCCUUCUGCCUGCAGAGCAUUGUAUCACAAAAAUCAAGCGGAAUUUCAGCAGUGUGGCUGCCUCGUCAGGCAACACGACCCUCAACGGGGAGGAUGGCGUGGAGCAGACGGCCAUCAAGGUAUCUCUGAAGUGCCCCAUCACAUUCCGGCGUAUCCAGCUGCCUGCUCGAGGCCAUGAUUGCAAGCAUGUCCAGUGCUUUGACCUGGAGUCUUAUCUGCAGCUGAACUGCGAGAGAGGGACCUGGAGGUGUCCUGUGUGCAAUAAAACUGCUCUGCUCGAGGGCCUGGAGGUGGAUCAGUACAUGUGGGGCAUCCUGAACGCCAUCCAACACUCCGAGUUCGAAGAGGUCACCAUCGACCCCACGUGCAGCUGGAGGCCGGUGCCCAUCAAGUCAGACCUACACAUCAAGGAUGACCCUGAUGGCAUCCCCUCCAAGCGCUUCAAGACCAUGAGCCCCAGUCAGAUGAUCAUGCCCAACGUCAUGGAGAUGAUUGCAGCCCUGGGCCCUGGCCCAUCUCCCUACCCGCUCCCGCCUCCCCCCGGGGGUACCAACUCCAAUGAGUACAGCAGCCAAGGCAACAACUACCAGGGCCAUGGCAACUUCGACUUCCCCCAUGGGAACCCUGGUGGGACAUCUAUGAACGACUUCAUGCAUGGGCCCCCCCAGCUCUCCCACCCACCGGACAUGCCCAACAACAUGGCCGCCCUCGAGAAGCCCCUCAGUCACCCCAUGCAGGAAACUAUGCCACACGCUGGCAGUUCUGACCAGCCCCAUCCCUCCAUACAACAAGGUUUGCACGUACCACACCCCAGCAGCCAGUCAGGGCCCCCAUUACAUCACAGUGGGGCUCCUCCUCCUCCUCCUCCUCCUCCUUCCCAGCCUCCCCGACAGCCACCACAGGCCGCUCCCAGCAACCAUCCACACAGCGACCUGACCUUUAACCCCUCCUCAGCCUUAGAGGGUCAGGCCGGAGCGCAGGGAGCAUCCGACAUGCCGGAGCCUUCGCUGGAUCUCCUUCCAGAACUCACAAAUCCUGACGAGCUCCUCUCCUACCUGGACCCCCCUGACCUGCCAAGCAAUAGUAAUGAUGACCUCCUGUCUCUCUUUGAGAACAACUGAAGGCCACCCCUCCAUCGGGGCCAUCCCUCCACUCUCUGCCUCUUGCCCCAUCUCCCCACACACUUCCCCACCAGGAGCCUGUGCCCUCAGAUAGCCCCUCGUCCAGAGCCAGAGGUGGGGGCAGGGCCCUCCCCUGCUGCUGCCCUCUCAGAACAGGGGGCCGGGAGGGCAUGGGAAGGCUGUGUGGCCUAGAUCCUGCGUCCACCCAAACUCUGUGGGCUUGGGCCCCGAAGACUUCAACCCCAGCGCCAACCGGCCCAAGAAGAGGGCCUGCCCUACCAGCAGCUUCCCAGUUCCUCUGCGUGCGGAUUUGCAGAUUUCAGCCACCUUCCGUUGCCCCAAGGUUCUUCCAUUUUCUAGACUGUGACCCUGCCUUCCUGCUUCUUGGCCCAGAGCCUCCUUCAAGUGACUGUGGUUUCUGAGAGAAGCUCCCCCCCAUCCUCCCAGUCCCAGGGUGGGCCUCAAAUCUUGGAGGACCAGUGACAGUUGGUGGCAGUGAGACUGGCCUGCCUACCACCACCCACCACAGAAAAGCACAAACCUCUGGGAAAGAGAACAUCUCUCAGGGGUCAAGGGUCAUUGGUUUGACCCCUGACCUCUAAGCCAAGAUACACUGUAAAUACGCUCUCAGAAAGCAGAGAAAAAAGGACAAGAUUCUGUAUUUCAGAGAGGGUCUGCCAUUCCUGCUGGGAGCCUGGUGGGAAAGGGUCCAGAGUCUCCCCAGAGCCAGGACGAAGUACCGGAAGCUCUACCACCAUCAGCCAGACCGGCCUUGGGGAGUAGAGAGAGCGCACACAUGUGCACCCAACCAAAAUUAUCGAGCCCUCAGUCGAGGGGUUGGGGGUAAUGCUGCUGACCCAGUCAAAUAGGGGCUGCAACUUAAAACUUAGCUCCAAGCCACUCCCUGAUUUUAAACAGCAACAGUUUAAAACGAUGAAGUCACCUGGAGGAGAGGAAAAGGAAAGGAACGUUGCGCUUGGACAGCAAGCAAACCAUUUCUCUCCAUGUGUUUUCUCUCCCCACCUCUCCGAAACUGUUCCGUGGGACACCCACUUCCCUCUGUGUCCUAGUUCUCUGUCCAACCCGAUGGCGGGGGAUGGGAAAGGUGGGAUGCAGGAGCCCAGGCAUCUGUGGCUGUCCAGCCUCUCUGUCCCUGCGCUCAUGGCUGUCCCCAGCUCCAGAUGAGGCCAUCACCACAUGUUCCAGGAUAUACCUGUGGGCAUCAUGGGAUAUUUCUAUGGCUGCUCAGAUACCGCCCAGACUGCCAGCCUCCCCUGCCCGUUGCACCCCUCCACCACCAAAAGCUCACCCCACACUCCUGCUGGCUCAAGCAAAGUAGCCUCUGGCUUUCCCUCUGCCUCUCCACUCCAUCUAGCUCUCUGACAUCUCCGGGGGAGCUUGUCCUGUGUUCACUUUGUUUCAAGCUCUUCUUUGCCCCCUUAAGCCACAUGGCCUGGGGUGAUGCUGGCUCAUCCCGGCACUUGGGUCCUGUCUAUAAAUUCUUUACGCCCUUCCCUGCCACUGCCCUAGCCCUUUCCUGAUUUCCUGUGCCCUGUGGGUGCUCUCAAUCCAGCUAUCCCAGCUCUUUCUCUCUGUGGUGGGUGGUCCUAGCACUCCUCUGUGGAUUUUCCCAGAAAGGUGGCCCCAUCUGUUGCCUUCCAGUCACUGUACCAGAUGGCACAAGGUUUUCUGUAGGAAAGCUGCCAUUGUCCCCCCACACCCCUUUUUUUCCUUUGUCCUGUUGUGGAAGUUUUUUCAAAGUGUGUUGUUCAGUAUGCAAAUCAAUUAUUUUAAGAAUCGCUUUUGUAAAUAUCUUUGUGAAUAUUUUAGUAUUGUCUUUGAUAAUAUUCAACAUUUUCAUGACCUGGUUAUAGCCUUUGCUGGUGUUUUUAAAAUACCUUGACUCAAUAACAAAGACCGAGUUUUUUUUUUGUUUUUUUUUUUUUUACAAAAAUAAAGUAACCAGGGCUAUUUGUACAGAUGAAGGGAUGGACAGAAUGGGUGGCUAUACUGGGGGUUAGAAGACCAGGCAGCCCAUUGUUUAAUGCCAUCCCUCAGGUGGCUGGUGGGGACAGGACAGUGCCAGGUAGCAUGUGGUCACCCUUGCUUGCCCAGCGCCUGUGGCCUGGUAGGUGGCCAUGGUCUGUGUCAGACCAUCUAGAAUUUUGGCUCCAGAUAGACUUACAGACGCCUUCCUUAGCAGUUCCUGCUUCCUGCCCUGAUGCUUUGGCCCAGAAGGUCUGGAGUCCAUAAUUUUUCAUAUCAGGGUGUACCCAGACUCUGUGCACAGACCUAUCCACAGCUUUCCUUGCAGAGGGUCUAGAAGCUCCCUGUAGCCCAGGCCCUGCACCCAUCCACCUCUGGGCACGUCACCCGCGUGUCCUGGGGUCCCUCCACAGUGAGCGUCCACCAGCAAGUUAGGCAGAGAGCUCUUCUUCCUGCUGGCUGUGAACCAUGGUGCCUGAAGCCUGCGCUCUGGGGUCAUGCUCUUCCACAGGGGGUUGGAGCCAGGCCAGAGUGUUUGGUAGGUACAGAGACAUCUCAGGCGGAGCAAGCCCCAGUCGGGCAGAUGCAAGUAAAGACAGCAUCCGUAAGCAGAGGUGGUCCUGAGCUCUGGGAAGAUGCUUCCCUGACCCCUUUUGGACAAAUCCUUGGAGCCAUAAGUAACCUCAGCAAAAACAAGGACUUAGUAAGCCACUUUUCCAUGGCAAGCAUCAACCUAGCCCGUAGGUGUGUUUUCUGCUGCCACUCCCCGAGAUUGGACAGGGAGCCAGCAGGCAGGCAGGAAGGGCCAAGUACAGGCAAUCACCCCAUCUUCUUGGUUUGAAGCUUUAUCCAUGUAUCAUGUUCCCUGUAGCCAUUUUAUUUUUUAAGAAACUGCUAAUACCUAACUCCCCUCACAGCCCUAAACCCCCAGAGAGCUAUAGGUCUGCUCCCAAUGGGCCUCGGGCCUGACACGUCCAGACAGGGCAGUGUCAGCAGCAGCGACUCAAGGGACGUGUGUACAUAUGUAAAUGAGAAAUAGAGACAUGUCAACAGAUGCAUUCAUUUCUCUCGGAAUGUGUAUUGUUUUUAUUUUACGAAACAAAAAAAAGGCUUGGAACUCCAUCUUACGUGGAAAAAUUAGAUCUGUUUGUUAGCGUUUGUGAGUUUCUCCACAUUUGUCUCACUCAUGUAAUAUACUCUGACCCUGUGUGGAAAGGAAUUUUUGUUCUGUUUUGUUUUUAUUUUACCUACAUGUACUAUUUAGCUUCAGUGUACUAGUCCUGCCACCUGUGUAUUUUUAGGGUGCUAUGGAAAUUAUGAAAAGAAACGGGGAUUUCAGAAGAAAAUUGUAACCAAAUUCAUACUUUGUAUAAUUUUUGAUAUCAUGAUCACAGGUGAUUCACACGUACACACAUAAACACACCCACAAGUGCAGCCUGAAGUAACUUCCACAGAAACCAUCAUCGUCUUUGUACACCGUAUGUACAAUGCAAUCAUUUCAUACUUUAAACUGGUCAGAAAACGAAUUGUGAUUUCUAGUCUUGCAAAGCUGUAUGUAGUUAGAUGAUGUGACAACCUCUAAUAUUUAUCUAAUAAAUAUGUAUUCAGAUGAAACCUGUAUAUUAGGUGUUCAUGUGGUUAUUUUGUAUUUAAAGAUCAAAUUAUUUGACUAUUGCUAGACAUUUCUAUACUCUGUUGUAACACUGAGGUAUCUCAUUUGCCCAUGUUAAUUUUUUUCUAAAUAAAUUGACAAAAAC
This is a messenger RNA of Nycticebus coucang (slow loris), 7921 nucleotides long. RefSeq names its product zinc finger MIZ-type containing 1 (gene ZMIZ1). The transcript has 25 exons. Gene Ontology annotation, molecular function: zinc ion binding; SUMO ligase activity. Gene Ontology annotation, biological process: protein sumoylation; regulation of transcription by RNA polymerase II. Bases 948 to 4178 code for a protein of 1076 amino acids. The record is from RefSeq and is a predicted model, not a curated record. NCBI's taxonomy places the organism in Eukaryota, Metazoa, Chordata, Mammalia, Primates, Lorisidae.